AUGUUAUUAUUUACAAGCUUAUUAGCAACACCAAUCUACAGUCUGGUGAAUUUUACGAUACCUAAAUCAGACGUUGUACACACAAAAUCAGGCCUCAUAUUUCACUAUCUUUCCCAAUAUCGACCAGCAAACAGAAUAGUGACAUUUACAGUUACCAUUCCAAUGCUAGAGGAUAUGUGCUAUUUGAUUCCAAAGGUAGCUAUGAAGAAGAUUCCUUACUGUUUUCCCAAUUCAACAAUGGCGAAAACUAUAUCUCAGGCGGAUAGCCUGAAACAACUAAUGAAGAAAUAUGGCAAGAAAUCAACAGUUGUUAAACGGCCAAAAAGAUUUCUUGGCGAAGUUAUAUCAAUCGGGGUUGGGUCCGCUGCUCUAGCAUUAUCGACAGUAAACACAAUACAACUAUCAAAUUUAAAAGGUGAAGUGAAGGCUAUGUCGGAUUCGCUUAUGCGCAUGGAUCAAACAUUACAAAAUCAUCAAGCGCAAAUUUUGCAUCUUUCGGAGGGACAAUUGAAACUUGCACAAGAGUUAAACCACACACAGGUUGCCCUUAAUAAGACAAUGGAUUUAGUGAUGGAACAUGCAGCUAUAUUACGAAGUCAUGAUACAGCAUUAAGGACAAUUACAUCAAUGACUGUGUUUCUCAGCAACAAAUUAGCUGCAUUUGUUCAUUCUGUUGAUACUCACUUUAUACACUCGUCAAUCGACGAUAUUCUAUCAAACAAGCUCAAUCUUGGGUUUGUACAUCAUAAAGAUCUUCCAAGAGUGGUCGAGUUAGUUACUCAGAUGGUAGACGUUUCUUUUGAUGAAGCGGAAACUGUGCUCCCUGUAGUUGAGUUAGUGACGCGAUUAUUAGUUCAACAAAACGUGGACUUCGUGCCAGCCGAAUUAGUAGAAAAAACAGAAAAUGGUUUUCUGAUUGGAAAGUUAACCUUCACUUCAUUUUUCGCUGCGCCAAGCCGUGAUCAAGUGCCAUACUCUAUCUAUGAACUAGUCCCAAUUCCAUUCAAUCAAGGAAAUAACCGAGUAAGACUUGCUCAAAUGCCUCAAUAUUUAGGAAUUCAGCCCAAUUCACGUAAAUUCAUACGUUGGUCAAUGGAAGAAGCGACAUCAUGCGAUUUUGUUCUAAUGACAUCAUGCCGAGAGACACCAGCAAUCCGCAGAGAUCUACAAGACACUUGUCUCUACGAAAUUCUGACUGAUUCUAUUCUAUCAAAUUGUCGUACAGAACCUUUUGCAGACCCAGUAUUUGUUCAUCGUGUAGGACAGCAUUGGGCUAUAUCUGUUAACUCCACAACUCAAUGCCAUUCCACCAACACAUUCACAGAUGUGGAGCAACAUCAACUCAUGGAUAACAACGCUAUUACCUUACCCCCUGUGGCUUUAAUCACAACAAUGGACACUUCCUCGCUAUUGUGUGAUAAAUUUUUCUUGCCAGGAGUGCCUGUUCGAAUUAGAUCAACCGUUAACUUAAUUCAAAAUCUGUCGAUAAAUCCAUUAAAUGAAGAGUUAUUCAAUCUCCACGAAUUAUUGAGUAAUAAUACCUCUUGGGCUAAAUUGCCCUAUUUCCCGCCAAAUAUGCAAGCAGUAAUUGACUUCAUUUCAAAUACUCCCAAACCAGUCUUCUCAAAUAACUUUCAAACGUGGUCAAGCCAUCCAAUCUCACUUGUCACAAUUGUAAUCAUCGUCGUCUUUAUUAUCUUGAUCGGCAUUCUUUUAUGCUUAUAUUAUGUCCGCGCCAAAAAAAAUAAAACUCAAAACGUCACCCUCAAGAUGCCGUCGAUGAAAGUUCUUGAACAAUUAGUCGAUGGAUAA
Molecule: messenger RNA, 1812 nt
Organism: Adineta ricciae
Lineage: Eukaryota; Metazoa; Rotifera; Eurotatoria; Adinetida; Adinetidae
Source: the annotation of a GenBank genome assembly